This is a messenger RNA of Gavialis gangeticus (Gharial), 1023 nucleotides long. It is a transcript of the gene PAX9, whose product is annotated as paired box 9. Bases 217 to 945 code for a protein of 242 amino acids. The transcript is spliced from 3 exons. Gene Ontology annotation, molecular function: RNA polymerase II cis-regulatory region sequence-specific DNA binding; DNA-binding transcription factor activity, RNA polymerase II-specific. Lineage: Eukaryota; Metazoa; Chordata; Crocodylia; Gavialidae. Gene Ontology annotation, biological process: regulation of transcription by RNA polymerase II; anatomical structure development. The record is from RefSeq and is a predicted model, not a curated record.
UGCCGUGAGAUUGAAAUGCAGAACUCAAGUCUCUUUCAUCGGGAAACAGACUUCCUUGUAGUCCUUUUUCCUUACAUGCUUGCUAUCUCCUCAGUGGAAAUCAGAGGGACCCGGGGGCUAUUCCAGCCGGCAGUGCAGGAGGCUGGGACACCGACUUGGUUGUUAGGUUGCCUCUUGGCAGCUAGAGUAGCCUCCCUGGUGUCCUGCUAAAGAGCAAUGGAGCCUGCCUUUGGGGAGGUGAACCAGCUCGGCGGGGUGUUCGUGAAUGGGAGACCCCUGCCCAAUGCCAUCAGGCUCCGGAUUGUGGAACUGGCCCAGCUGGGCAUCCGACCCUGUGACAUCAGCCGACAACUGCGGGUUUCCCAUGGCUGUGUCAGCAAAAUCUUGGCUCGCUACAACGAGACUGGCUCCAUCCUACCCGGGGCGAUCGGAGGCAGCAAGCCCCGGGUCACCACCCCCACGGUGGUGAAACACAUCCGGACCUACAAACAAAGGGAUCCGGGCAUCUUCGCCUGGGAGAUCCGGGAUCGCCUGCUGGCAGACGGCGUGUGCGACAAGUACAACGUGCCCUCCGUCAGCUCCAUCAGCCGGAUCCUCCGGAACAAAAUCGGAAACCUUUCCCAGCAGAGUCACUACGACUCCUACAAACAGCACCAGCCGCCUCCCCAGCCCGCCCUGCCCUACAACCACAUCUACUCCUACCCCAGUCCCAUCGCGGCGGCGGGGGGCAAGGGGCCCACCCCCCCGGGGGUGCCAGCCAUCCCCAGCGCCAUGGCUAUGCCGCGCACCUGGCCCUCCUCCCACUCGGUCACGGACAUCCUGGGGAUCCGGUCCAUCACAGACCAAGGCACCAAAUGGCCUCCCAGCUGUCAGCAGUUUUGUCUCAGCACCAACUAUGGCUCCUUAUCCUACACCAGCCCAGGUGUCACCUUAUAUGACAUAUAGUGCUACCCCUUCUGGUUACGUGUCAGGCCAUGGCUGGCAACAUGCCGGGGGCACUCCGCUGACACCUCACAACUGUGA